CCUGUGGUCAAUGUGAAUAGGGCGGCAUGAUAUUUCUUUCCAACGGCGUGAGCAGUGAGCAGCUUGCCCAAACCUUAAGCUUGGCAUUGAAGCUCCGCAUCCGCAACUUGUAAGUCGCUGCUGCGUGACGGGUCCCCAUAGACUUCAACCUCCAGACAGUUUGGUCUCAAUCAAUUGUGAUAUUGUUGCUCAGCGGUCGCAAGCAUGGCGAACCGCGAGGCGAGGUUCAGCACCGAUGUCAUUAUCGACACGACGCCUCUGCCCGAUCACAUUCCCAAGGUUAAGGAGAUUGGAGCCACGUCCGCACCCUUGAUGAGCGCCUCGUUCUUUAUCGGUGCACGAUGCCGACCAUAUAACGACGACUACAUGCAGUGCAAGACCGAAUCUUAUGGAAGGGGAGAAUUAGAUUGUAUGAAAGAGGGGAGGAAAGUGACGAGAUGUGCGGCUAGCGUACUAGACGACAUCAACAAGAACUGCCUUGAAGAGUUCCGAAUGCACUAUAAUUGUUUGGAGAAUAACAACCAUCAACUAUGGCAAUGUCGGAGGGCGGAAAGACUGAUGAAUAGAUGUGUGUUCCAGAAGAUUGGACUGGAAAAGCACAUCCCCGAUACACCGAAAGGACAGACCCCCGUACAUCUCAGAGACCAGCAAUUAUUUGCCGAUCAUUCAAAGGUCCUGCGCUCGUGGGAGAAGGAUGUGGGCAUUCGAAAAGACGGAUCACCUGCAUGAUUGUUGAGCAUUUAGGUGGCUAUGGCAUUUCAAUGACCUCAUGCUCGAGUCUCCUGGUGCGCGUUGAUCCGGAGACGGAAAGCACCAGCAGUUGAGCCAAAAUCUGUACAUAUCCUCCAUGCCUACUAUGGUAGUGGUCAUGGAAAGGCGUCAUGAAUGGAAAGUCUUUUAUCAGGAA
Messenger RNA from Exophiala viscosa, 907 nucleotides. Its product is annotated as NADH dehydrogenase 1 alpha subcomplex 8. The record is from RefSeq and is a predicted model, not a curated record. NCBI's taxonomy places the organism in Eukaryota, Fungi, Ascomycota, Eurotiomycetes, Chaetothyriales, Herpotrichiellaceae. The coding region runs from base 205 to 729 and encodes 174 amino acids. The transcript has 4 exons. Gene Ontology annotation, biological process: mitochondrial electron transport, NADH to ubiquinone.